UGUCCUUAUUCACGACAUCGAGCAAGGUUCCUUCAUGGCGCAUUAUAACACGUUCAGAGUCGAGGACGAGGGCCACCAGUUCCGCCUGAUCGUCGACGGGUUCUCGGGCAACAUCAGCCAGGACGCCUUCAAGACGAAGCACCACGGCCGCGCCUUCAGCACCUGGGACCGCGACAACGACAACUGGGACAAAGGCAGCUGCGCCAUCAACAACGGGGGCGGCUGGUGGUUCAACGCCUGCCACUACACCACGCUCACGGCCCCCUUCCCGACCUCGCAGGACCGGGAGGCGAGGACCAUCCGCUGGCUCAACGGGGAGACGUGGCUGGUGCUCGAUGACGUCACGAUCGAAGUCCGGCCGAAUAAUUACGCGUUGAGGUUCAAUGCGCAUAAUUUUGAGUGAGGGGGGGGGAUGGGGGAGGGGAGG
This is a messenger RNA of Penaeus chinensis, 427 nucleotides long. RefSeq names its product fibrinogen-like protein 1. The transcript is spliced from 2 exons. Bases 35 to 403 code for a protein of 122 amino acids. The record is from RefSeq and is a predicted model, not a curated record. Lineage: Eukaryota; Metazoa; Arthropoda; Malacostraca; Decapoda; Penaeidae.